AGUCUUUCUGUCAGGAAGGCCACCCAGUUCUCCAUCAUGGCUUGGAUUCUUUUUAUCUUCAUAGGCCUAUCUUUUUUCAGGUCCAGUAUCCAGCAAUUGCAGAGCUUGAAAGAUUCAGAUUUUGUAGCUCCAGGAGGGACAAUCACCACAUCCUGUAGAUAUGACAGUGGAACCAUCACUGACAGCAAUUACCCUGUGUGGGUCCAACAGAAGUCAGAGCAGGUUCCAAGGCUCUUAAUACACAGCACCAGCACCAGACACACAGGCGUUCCAGCCCGUUUCUCUGGCUCCAGGUCAGGGAACACCAUGUCCCUGACCAUCACAGGGGCCUUAGUGGAAGACGAGGCUAUGUAUUACUGUGUUGUCUGGACUGGAAGCGGGCGCACAGUCUCUGAUUCAGAUAGAGAACCAGAGACAGAAGUUAAAGGUGCAAGUGGUUUGCAUGAAGGAACCGAUGCUUUGGGCCUCUGGGGAUUUAAGAGCAAUGGGGUUGACCCCAAGAGGAGAUCCUUUUCCUUCAAGAAGAUGAACGUAUCAAAUCUCCCCCGAAUAAGCAUCAUGUUCUUUCUAUCCAUAUUCCUUGCCACCAUUGAUCUCAGCCUUCAGCAGCUGCAAAGCCUGAAAGAUGCAGAAUCGGUGCCUCUUGGUGGGACGGUCACCCUAUCUUGCAGAUACUCUACUGAAAUCAUCAAUGACAACAAUUACCCUUGUGUCAAACCUUCUGAUGUUCCAGCCCGCUUCUCUGGGUCCAAGUCAGGGAAUGUGAUGUCGCUAACCAUAACAGAAGCCUUGGCAGAAGAUGAAGCCAUCUACUAUUGUUGCGUACACACAGGGAGUGCAUAG
Messenger RNA from Crotalus tigris (Tiger rattlesnake), 843 nucleotides. RefSeq lists its product as uncharacterized. The transcript is spliced from 5 exons. Lineage: Eukaryota; Metazoa; Chordata; Lepidosauria; Squamata; Viperidae. The record is from RefSeq and is a predicted model, not a curated record. The coding region runs from base 37 to 843 and encodes 268 amino acids. Gene Ontology annotation, biological process: immune response; immunoglobulin production.